AAAAGCGGAGUGAAAUACGGCUGAAUUUGAUAACAUAGGUUUGUGUGAGAUUUUCCAAGAAAAAGUGACUUUUGUAUAAAAAUGGCCGUUCGCAGCAACUCAUUGAUGCCCUUCUCAAUUCAAGCAAUAUUGAACAAGAAAGACGACUUUCGACAUAUAAAAGAUCUGGACGUAUGCUUUUCCAAGGCUGCUUGUUGGAAAAUAUUUGGGGAAAUGGACGCCGCGCCAGAUGAGAUGUCCUCUCCAUGUAAAAGCGACGAGGGAGCUUGCAUAAUGGUCAACCGUAAAAGCUAUGACUCUGACUCUGGUCUGAGUGAGGAUAAUGACAGCAAGACGCUGUCCGCUUGCAAGACCGAGUUGGAUCGGGAUGGACCGGCCUCAGACGCACUAGAAGAAAGCUUUCAAGACGAGACAGACCAGGAAUCCACUGCUGUGGAGAAUACGAAGAGUCUUAGCGACUGUGAACUUUCUGCCAACGUCUCUGAUUCCAAUAACUUGGAUGAGCCAGGUUGUGAGAAAAGUUCCGAUCUGCCUAAACAGCGGAAAAAACGCUCCAGGGCCGCCUUCUCACAUGCGCAGGUUUUCGAGCUGGAAAGGCGGUUCAACCACCAGCGGUACUUAUCCGGACCAGAGAGAGCCGACCUGGCCGCCUCCUUGAAGCUCACAGAGACCCAGGUCAAAAUUUGGUUUCAGAACCGCAGGUACAAAACAAAACGUCGCCAAAUGGCUGCCGACAUGUUAGCCUCGGCACCAGCAGCGAAGAAAGUGGCAGUGAAAGUUUUAGUACGGGACGACCAGAGACAAUACAACCCCGGAGAUCUACUGCGGCCUCCGCUCCUCUCUCUGCAGCCUUCAUAUUAUUACCCGUAUGCGUACUGCCUGCCAGCAUGGACCCUCUCGGCUUGUGCUGGAAACCAGUGAGACAAACAACACCCAGUAUUUAUUUGAAAGCAUGAACUAAUACAGCCGUUUGAUUGUGAAUACAGAGCAACUCUUACAGAAGAAGGGAGUAAACACCAACAGACAUGAAAUUGGCGCUGCCUAAGAACAGUUUUGAUGGCUCUCUUAAUAUCUCCCCAAAAGGUUGAGCGCCUUUGGCUGGUGAUCUUAUGACACUCGUAGGCAUAUGUUUCAGAGUGUAUGGAAUGUUAUUGGUUAAUCGUUCAUUGGGGGCUGAAGCCCUUGAGGUCCUAUGAAAAACAUCAGCUUUCCUAGUGACGCUGGGAAUAGAACAGUAACUGCGUUUUGCUGUCUCCGGUGAUAGGGUAUAACGGUAAGAUUUUCCGGCACUUCUCCCUCACAUAGACAGUGUAAUCUUCUGCCCAGUGGAAUUAUGAAUUUAAGUGUUUUGUUUAACUUGUUUAUCUGUACGUGAGCCGUGGCAUUAGGAAUUAUGGAGCAUUCUAUCAAAAUGUACUUGUUUCCUAAUAGUUCUCGGUUGUUAUGUUUAUUGAGAAAAGAAACCAAACAUUAAAACAUAUUAAGUUCACACAGUGUUUUUUCUCGUGUUUUUACUUCCAAUC
This is a messenger RNA of Clupea harengus (Atlantic herring), 1523 nucleotides long. It is a transcript of the gene nkx3-2, whose product is annotated as NK3 homeobox 2. Gene Ontology annotation, molecular function: DNA-binding transcription factor activity, RNA polymerase II-specific; RNA polymerase II cis-regulatory region sequence-specific DNA binding. Gene Ontology annotation, cellular component: nucleus. Lineage: Eukaryota; Metazoa; Chordata; Actinopteri; Clupeiformes; Clupeidae. The record is from RefSeq and is a predicted model, not a curated record. Gene Ontology annotation, biological process: regulation of transcription by RNA polymerase II; cell differentiation.